GGCAUUUUUGUUUGGGUGUAGAAAAGUCAACGUCUCGUCUCUGGAGUAAUGGCGCUUAACUGGGCUGGGUAGCUCUAACUAAUCUGUUACACUACCGAGAGUUUUAACCAAGACGAUAAGAAAAAAAAAAAGACUUGUGCUGUGAGUGCUAUGAAGAGACAGACGAAUGGAUACGAAGAAGUCUUCUUUGUUAGCAUAGAUAGCUAACCUAGCUACAAUUAUCUUCAGCUAUAAAGUCAGUGGUUAGGCACGAAUAUAAGCAGUAAGUAAUGGACGAGGAGAUACAGCAGACACCGGGUGCUCAGAGUCCAGCACACACCGGGUGCUCAGAGACGAUGAGAGCCGAGUUGCUGGACCAAUGCGAGGAACAGUUUGGGCUUUUACAAAAGCUUCAAAAUGAGAUCAUUUUAGCAGACACAGAGUCUGGUGAUGGAGAAACAAGCGAGGCUAUGAAUCGCUUGAAUGCCAUAAUGUUGGAACUGGAACAGUGGCAAGAAAUGGAACCCAAAUUGCUGUCAACAAACCCAGAAAUCUUGCUGACGCUUGGGAAGGAAGAGUUGCAGAGACUCAAUAAUCAGCUGAAGAUGGUCCUCUCCUGCUCCCAAGCCAAGCAAGAUUCUCUGAGGGACCUUUUGCAAAGGGAACAGGCCUGGCUGAAAGAGAAGGAGGAAGUCCUGAGUGCAGUGACUGAGCGAGUAAGCACAUUGCGUGAUGAAAAUGAGAGGCUGUCGGAGCACAGCAUCCUACAGGACAUGAAGAGAAAAAUCACCAAGGUGAAGGAUUACCAUGGCAACCUCAUGGAGACACUGAGUGACAUGCUUGCUGAACAUUUUCCUCUUCCCAGUCAGCAACUGGUUGGCACCAAGAAAAAGAGGGGUGCUGCGGCAGUAUCAGGAACAGCCCUUAUCUCACUGAGUGAGAUUCUUGAGAAGUUAACAAAUAAAACACUGGAGACCCCGCACGAGCCCUAUGUAAUUAUUGAGGAUUCCUUUUGGCCACCGUACAUAGAAAUGCUUCUCCGUAAUGGCAUUGCAGUCAGACACCCAGAGGACUGCAGUAAAAUCAGACUGGAGAAUUUUUAUUGAGUCAGAAGCAUUCUUGUGAAAUAUAUUUAAAUCUUUUACUAUUAUCUUUUGCAAAGAAACGCAUGUAUAGGCUUUUAUUGUUUUUCCUUGUUUUACUGUCUAUUUUAAGAGCUCAGUUUGUUAAAUAAAACGACUUGCAUCA
Electrophorus electricus (electric eel) is the source of this 1227-nucleotide messenger RNA. RefSeq names its product centromere protein K (gene cenpk). NCBI's taxonomy places the organism in Eukaryota, Metazoa, Chordata, Actinopteri, Gymnotiformes, Gymnotidae. The record is from RefSeq and is a predicted model, not a curated record. Gene Ontology annotation, biological process: kinetochore assembly; mitotic sister chromatid segregation. Gene Ontology annotation, cellular component: nucleus.